AUGCACGUCCCCGUGGUUGCGGCUUGCCUGCAGGUUGUCGCCAGUCGCGUCUCCGUCGUCGGGGUCCGGCGGCGAGCAGCCGCGCGCGGCUCCUGCGCGGGGAAGGGCCCGGCAGCUUCCAGCGGCUUCUCGGAGCUGACGCCGCCCGGCUCGGCGCGCCGCCGCCGCGCCCGCCCCCGCGCCCGCGCCGGCGCGCCGCCGCCGCCGCCCCCCGUGCUGGACACGCGCUGCUGGCGGCCGCCCUCGGCCCUGCGCAACGCCGCGCCUCAUCACGGUCACCCUGCGCCGGGGCACGCGCGCUACGAGGCGGGGUGCGCGCCCGGCGGCGGCCCUGGGCCUCUGCCCGCUGCCCGCGCCCCUCGCCACCGCCGCGGCCACCGCCGGCGCCGCCGCCGCCGCCGACGCCAAGCUGGACGCGCUCUACGGGCAAUUUGUAUACUUCCUUGGUGGUAUGAUUUUAUCCUUUGCGAUCCGCGUCUGCGAUCCUGCGAUCCGCGUCGGGGCGUCGGGGGCGAGGGCGUGCGCGGGGCGUCGCGACGUCGUGCGCGCCGCAAGGCCGCAGGCGCCUUCCCCUUGCCCAACGCCGCCGCCGCCGCCGCCGCCGCCGCCGCGGCCGCCGCACGCCCUCGCCGCGGCAUUGGAGGCAUCGGCGCGGCUGACAGGGCCCGUGAGGGAGCGGCCUUGGGCCCAAAGGGAACCGCCGUUGCUGCCAGCGCCCCCGGGGGCCGGCGCCGCGGGCGGUCUUCAGGUGCCGGAAGUCGGCUGCCGGCGGAGGAGGGGAAGGCGGCGGAAGCGGCGAAGGCGGCGGUGGCGGUGGCGGCUGUAGCGGCGAUGGCGACGGUGACGACGGUGGCGACGGUGGCGGUAACGACGGAGGCGGCGGCGGCGGCAUCGGAUAUUGCCGAAAAGAUGGAGACGAUGGCAGACCGAAGUGACACAGUCGGCAGAAGAUGUGAGAGAGGAGACUUUAAUGACUGA
Messenger RNA from Gryllus bimaculatus (two-spotted cricket), 978 nucleotides. The record is from the annotation of a GenBank genome assembly. NCBI's taxonomy places the organism in Eukaryota, Metazoa, Arthropoda, Insecta, Orthoptera, Gryllidae.